AUGUCAGACCUUAACCAGGAAAGAAUUUAUGGUGGGGACAAUCCUUUUGCCUGUAAAGUAUGUGGGAGAGUCUUCAGCCGCAAAGCAACUCUCACUGAGCACGAGCAUUUUCAUACCAGAGAGAAACCUUUUGAAUGUAAUGAAUGUGGGAAAACCUUCAGCCAAAAGCAGUAUGUCAUUAAACACCAAAACACUCAUACUGGUGAGAAGCUUUUUGAAUGUAAUGAAUGUGGAAAAUCCUUCAGUCAGAAGGAAAACCUCCUUACGCAUCAGAAAAUUCACACUGGAGAGAAACCUUUUGAGUGUAAGGAUUGUGGGAAAGCUUUCAUUCAGAAGUCCAACCUCAUCAGACAUCAGAGAACUCAUACAGGAGAGAAGCCUUUUGUGUGUAAGGAAUGUGGGAAAACCUUCAGUGGCAAAUCAAAUCUUACUGAGCAUGAGAAAAUUCAUAUUGGAGAGAAACCCUUUAAAUGUAAUGAAUGUGGAACUGCUUUUGGCCAAAAGAAGUACCUCAUAAAACAUCAAAAUAUUCACACUGGAGAGAAACCUUAUGAAUGUAAUGAAUGUGGAAAAGCUUUCUCUCAAAGAACAUCACUUAUUGUACACGUGAGAAUUCAUUCAGGUGAUAAACCUUAUGAAUGCAAUGUAUGUGGAAAAGCCUUCUCUCAAAGCUCAUCUCUUACUGUGCAUGUACGAAGCCAUACAGGUGAGAAACCCUACGGUUGUAAUGAAUGUGGUAAAGCCUUCUCUCAAUUCUCAACGCUUGCUCUGCAUUUGAGAAUACACACAGGAAAGAAGCCUUACCAGUGUAGUCAGUGUGGGAAAGCUUUCAGCCAGAAGUCACACCACAUUCGACACCAGAAAAUUCACACCCAUUAG
This is a messenger RNA of Elephantulus edwardii (Cape elephant shrew), 879 nucleotides long. RefSeq names its product zinc finger protein OZF-like. Gene Ontology annotation, biological process: regulation of transcription by RNA polymerase II. NCBI's taxonomy places the organism in Eukaryota, Metazoa, Chordata, Mammalia, Macroscelidea, Macroscelididae. Bases 1 to 879 code for a protein of 292 amino acids. Gene Ontology annotation, molecular function: DNA-binding transcription factor activity, RNA polymerase II-specific; RNA polymerase II cis-regulatory region sequence-specific DNA binding. The transcript has a single exon. The record is from RefSeq and is a predicted model, not a curated record.